AUGUUCCGCAAGCUUCGUGGUAUUGGCAGCCGCGGUAGCCGUAGCAGCGAGCCCGCGCCAUCAGCACCGGCCACGACAGCAGAGAGCGAAAUUUUUAACCCUCGUGCUAUCUAUAUCAGCGACGUGAGGCGGUCACCUACUAAGCUACCCCGCAAGCCCGGUAUCAAGGCACAGUCCGUGUCUAUUAUGGUCAAGAAUGCCAAAGGCGCCACUAACUCCGUGGAUCUUUACAGGCUACUCCAGAGAGAGAAGGAUGUCGGCGAGUUCGACCCUACAGGCGACUACGAGACAGACUACCUUUGCGACGGCUAUAUCUACACUGUCAGCUUUAUUGCGCCGCCUAGCGACCCGGGAUCUAGCCUAGGCUACCUCUGCCUUAUGCAGCAUGUCUAUCUCGUCUUAACGUACGACGCUUCAUCGAGCGAAUCGUGGGACGAAAUCGCGGCCGUCUGCGACAGGAUGCGCAGCCGCUGCGAAGACGGGGCCCUCCCCUUUCAUGCGACAAUAAUCGCCGCUAUGGAUGAAGGUGAAGGUGAAGCCGCCGUGUCGCACGCGGAAGCAGAGGCAUUUGCCUCCCAGCGGGGCUGUCGCUUUGUCAAGUUCUCGCCCGCAACUGGGCGCGGCACUUGCGAUGCGAUCGGUUCGCUCGUUGAGCUGGCGAACCGCGCUCGUGAUCAAUAUACUCUUGAUAAGGCGGGUUAUGCCCAGAGGUACAAGAGGGGGAAGGCAUUCCAGGCAGUACUUUCCAGCUAG
Penicillium canariense is the source of this 753-nucleotide messenger RNA. RefSeq lists its product as uncharacterized. The coding region runs from base 1 to 753 and encodes 250 amino acids. Lineage: Eukaryota; Fungi; Ascomycota; Eurotiomycetes; Eurotiales; Aspergillaceae. The record is from RefSeq and is a predicted model, not a curated record. The transcript is spliced from 2 exons.